GCUCCGCGUUAUUGUCCGGUGUAGGUCGCCGUCGUUUGUUCCGUUUUGAUAAUCGGGUCUGCGACGAUAUAUACACAGUUUAGCGAUACUUGCGGCUUUAAUUAAAAUACUUAAAUAGAUAGUCGGUUCAAAGCUUUGCAAUAGGAACGUCUGGACGACUGGUUCUCGUAGCGCCGUUUAACAUUAACGUACAACAACUCUAUGUAAACAAUACGAUGAGGACGACAAAACGUUCCCUUUGACAUACGGAAACAAACAAUCCUAACCAGAGAUUUGUGGGUUUUUACCGGUACAGUUCUGUUCGUUUAAGUGUAGAAGAGCGUCGCUGCCUCCUAUGGAGUCCCUGAACACGUUCGAAGCUGAGAUGGAGGCCGAUGGACAGGGGAGCUAUUCGCUGUUUCCAGCCUUGGACAGCAUUGCAAGUCUGUCGGGCACCGCUGAAACUCUGGAGAGGUUGUCAAAAAUUGAACAACCAACAGAAAUUGCAGAGAAGCCAAACCUGACAUGGCUGGAUGCUGCACAGAUUGUCUUGGAGGAAGCGGGGCGUCCCAUGCACAUAAAGGAGAUUAAACAGAGAAUCAUUGACAGGGGUCUUGUUCAAUCAAAUGCAAAAUCAAGCCUGGAAGCUGUCAUGUACCGUGAGACACAAAAAGGCAGCAGGAGAUUCAAGAGGAUUGAGAACAGAAAUGGAGUCUUUGCACUGCUGAAUGAUGAGGAGCGACAACAGGCCCUGCAGGCCUUCACUUCACAGUCUUUCCUCGGCUCUCCGCAGCAGCACACCAUCUCCAGCAGUGGCUCAGGUACCUCAGCACCCGCCUUCCCGUCUCCCACUAGUUCCUCUGACCACAGGGUCAAGAUGAAGAGAGGGCAACGGAAAAACCAGAACGAAAAGUACAGACUCAAGUAUCUCAGGCUGCGCAAAGCUGCUCGGGCGAUGAUAUUUGAGAAUGCAGCUCUCUGCGAUGAAGUUGCCCACUUAGAAGAGAAGUUUCUGAGAGCAAAGGAGGAGCGGAGGUUUCUACUGAAGUCAUUGUUGCAGUACCAGUCUUUGUCGGAGGGAGAGAUGCUGCCCACGCUAAGCUCAAGCUCUCAUCCACCCGUGCCACCGGUGGCAUUAACCUCAGGUUCGGCAGGAGCUUCGGGCUUGUCUGGGGCACACAACCUGUCAUCAGCGAUGUCGACGGGGGAAGAAGGACCUCUCAAAAAACCCAAGAAAGAGAGGAAAGAGCGAGGCAGGGAGAAUGGAAAGGAAGAAUUAGUUCCAAAAAAGAUUUCUAAGAAGAAAAAACUUGCAGAUGGCUCUCGGAAACUGGUGCAGCCUAUUCCUUUGGAUUCAUCUGGUCGUCCCGUCUUCCCCAUUGUACUGGGAGGUCUAACGAUCUACAGUCUGGGAGAGAUCAUCACAGACAGAAUGUUUUUCCAUGAUGAGUGUGCCAUCUACCCGGUGGGCUUCUGCAGCACACGAGUCUUUGCCAGCAUGAAAAAUCCUGACCAGCAGUGCCUCUACACCUGCCAAAUCAAGGAUGGAGGCACAGGUCCACAGUUUGAAAUAGUGCCUGAAGAAGAUCCUCAGAACGCCAUCGUGGCCUCCUCUGCCCUGACGUGUCACUCCAACCUGCUGAAGGCCAUCGCGUCUGUCAGUUCCAAGUCAGUGGCACCAAUCGUGCCAUCAGGCGCAGACUUCUUUGGCUUCUCUCACCCCACCAUCCAAAAUCUCAUCCAGAGCUGUCCUGGAGCUCGGAAAUGUAGCAACUACAGGUGGAUUCGGUUUGAUGUCUGCCGUCCUGGUGAUGGUCAGGUUCCUCACAGCCUCUCAGAGGAUGAUGCCUCUGUUAACUUUGAUGCCUAUCAGAGACACCAAGGAUUUGAUGAUGGCAUCAAGACAGACCACAUUACAGGACAGACAGCGCAGUCUCCUAGCUCAUCUCAUCAGCACCACCUGACUUCUUCAGCCAUGAUGCCCUCUACCUCAUAUUUUAGCUCCUGAUUGCCUGAUGCUUUAUGGCACAAUCCUUCUUUCAGUCUUACACAAAAGACAAAAUGACUUGGUCAAGAAAUUUUUUCGUGUAAUGAACCUGUUCAAAAUUAUGCAAUUUAUCAUCCAUCUUCUAGCUAUACAGUCAUGCUGUGAAUGUCUGCUAGCACAGUUAAUACUAAUAUACUGGAUGUGUGCCUCAUCUCCCAGUACAAAACACCUUCAAAAUGUGUGGCUGCUCUAAGCACCUGCGCUGGAUUGGAUUCUGGAGUUUAAGUUGACGUUAUGAGUUGACGUAACUGUGGAUUACAUAGAAAAAAUAUAUAGAUUCCAUGUUUGACAUAGAAAUAUUGAUUUGUCAUUUAUUAGUUCAAAUUACAGAACCAACGGCUUUGUAAAGCCGUUAGAUUCUGUAAGUACUUCACAACGAUGCUCCAUUGUUCAGGCCGAUCUGUUAAAGAAACUAAAGACAUUGUGUGACUGGUGUGCUAGACUGGAAUUGGUAAAGUUAUCAACCCUAAAGGUAACAUCUGCUCUUUUGUAAGAUCUGUACUUCUGAAAUGUUGCAAAUAUUAAACCUGGCAACACAAAAGUCAAAAUAUACUGUGUAACACAUCUUUACACAUCUGUGUCAGCACAUCUUGUAUCUUGGGCUCUUGGAAACACUGACAAUAAAUGUUAUUCCUGGUAAAGCAA
Molecule: messenger RNA, 2671 nt
Organism: Betta splendens (Siamese fighting fish)
Lineage: Eukaryota; Metazoa; Chordata; Actinopteri; Anabantiformes; Osphronemidae
Gene: fyrd1
Product: transforming growth factor beta regulator 1
Exons: 15
Coding region: 335-1987 (550 amino acids)
Biological process (GO): regulation of cell cycle; regulation of DNA-templated transcription
Cellular component (GO): nucleus
Source: RefSeq, a predicted model, not a curated record